CUCCAAAUCCUGCAGCCAUCAUCUCGUAAUGCAAUCAUCCGGGUCUUUUUAGUUAGAGUUCUGUGUACGUAGUCGAUGUACACCUAAUGUCGGUCAAUGCACAAAGUAGCGACGAUCAACUGACGACAGAGUUUAAAAGCUUUCAAGACAAAGUAAAUGGAUCCAAGCCUACAGAGCGGCCUAUUCGCUUGAAGAAAUUUCCAAGCAGACCAUCACAGCUUCAGAGACAAAUAGAGAAACAAAGAGACAUAUCAAGAAAAGCUUGUAAAGAGACGAAUGCGUCGCAAACGCGGACGCUAUUACGGAAAGAAAGGUUGGUGGUACCUAAAGCAGUGGUAACAGCACCUGGUUAUUCAUCCGACAGACGGCCGUUAGUGUCAUGGGACACAGAAAGUGAUAAUGAAUACGAAUUGAAUAUGUCAGAUGAUUCAGAGCUAACGAGACAGUGUAAUCGACAGCUACUGAAAGACGGAUUUAGGUUGGACGAAGUUUCAGACGAUGAAGACUUGGACCUCAUACCCCCUAAACCUGUAGAUAAUCAAUGCGGACAGUGCGGGUGCGUCAUACAAUAGCAGUACAAUCUAUUGGGUUAUAUCAGCCUUAGCUAUAGAGAUUCUCUAUUUUACAUGGAAUGCAAAUAAGGAAUCCGUCCA
This is a messenger RNA of Corticium candelabrum, 653 nucleotides long. Its product is annotated as protein FAM219A-like. NCBI's taxonomy places the organism in Eukaryota, Metazoa, Porifera, Homoscleromorpha, Homosclerophorida, Plakinidae. The coding region runs from base 87 to 572 and encodes 161 amino acids. The transcript has 7 exons. The record is from RefSeq and is a predicted model, not a curated record.